Molecule: messenger RNA, 3855 nt
Organism: Frankliniella occidentalis (western flower thrips)
Lineage: Eukaryota; Metazoa; Arthropoda; Insecta; Thysanoptera; Thripidae
Product: osmotic avoidance abnormal protein 3-like
Exons: 14
Coding region: 9-2480 (823 amino acids)
Biological process (GO): microtubule-based movement
Molecular function (GO): microtubule motor activity; microtubule binding; ATP binding
Source: RefSeq, a predicted model, not a curated record
UGGUCACCAUGGACAUCCCGCGCUGCUCCUGCAGCAUCCAGAACCCGGGCGACCCGUCGGCGCCGCCCAAGACCUUCACCUUCGACGGCGUGUACCCGACGGGCUCCAACACGGAGCAGCUCUACAACGAGAUCGCCUACCCGCUCGUCGAGGGCGUGCUGGAGGGGUACAACAGCACCGUGUUCGCCUACGGCCAGACGGGCUGCGGCAAGAGCUUCACGAUGCAGGGGGUGCGCGAGCCCGCCAACCAGCGGGGCAUCAUACCGCGCGCCUUCGAGCACGUGUUCGAGGCCGUGGCCGUGGACGCCAAGCACCGCUUCCUCGUGCUCGCCUCCUACCUCGAGAUCUACAACGAGGAGAUCCGGGACCUGCUCGGCCCAGACCCGCGCCGCGGCCUCGAGCUGCGGGAGAACGCGGAGAGGGGCGUGUACGUGCACGACCUCUCCUCGCAUCCCGUGCAGAGCGUCGCGGACUGCGAGCGCCUCAUGGAUAGGGGGUGGCGGAACCGAGCGGUGGGCGCCACCCUCAUGAACGCCGAGUCGUCCAGGUCGCACUCCAUCUUCAGCAUAUCGCUGGAGAUGAUGGCGGUGGAGGAGGGCCGCAAGCCCGGGCUGGCCGGGCCCGCGUCGGCCAAGGCGUGCGGCCUGGGCGAGGGGCGCAUCCGGCGGGGCAAGCUCAACCUGGUGGACUUGGCGGGCAGCGAGCGCCAGGCCAAGACGGGCGCCACGGGCGAGCGCCUCAAGGAGGCCAUGAAGAUCAACCUGUCGCUGUCCGCGCUGGGCAACGUCAUCUCGGCGCUCGUGGACGGCAAGAGCAAGCACAUCCCCUACCGGGACUCCAAGCUGACGCGCCUGCUGCAGGACUCCCUCGGCGGCAACACCAAGACACUCAUGGUGGCCUGCCUGUCGCCCGCCGACAACAACUACGACGAGACGCUCUCCACGCUGCGGUACGCCAACCGCGCCAAGAACAUCAGCAACCGGCCGCACAUCAACGAGGACCCCAAGGACACCAUGCUGCGCGAGUACCAGGACGAGAUCCGCAAGCUCAAGGAAAUGCUGGCCUCGGGGGGCACCGCCCUGACCGCGAUGCUCGGCGGCGGCGAGGCCAAGGAGGAGGUCGUUCUGGAUGCGGACAAGAUUCGGCGCGAGUACGAUCAGGAGAUGGUGCGGCUGCGCGAGCAGUACAAGGCCGAGCAGGACUCGAAGGCCCAGCUGCAGGCGGACCUCCACCGCCUACGCGUCCAAUUCGAGGAGAACAUGGCGCAGGCCGAGGCGCAGAAGAGCAAGGCGGACGCCAUCGCAAACGGCGGGUCCCCUGUUUCCCCGGGGGAGGCCAAUUCAAAAUCUAACGCCGCGAGGGAGAAGGUGCUUCGGAGGCUGCAGAAGUUGGAGCAGGCGAUGGUGGGCGGAGAGCGGGCCGACGACUCAGCGCUCAAGGAGCGGCGCAUGCGGCGGCGGCGCGCGGCGCAGCAGCGGCUGCAGAUGCUGUCGCAGGUGCUCGCCAAGGUGGAGGACGAGGAGGGCAUGGUGCUCAAGGUGUACGACGACAUCCAGGAGGAGCUGCGCGUCAAGACGGAAGCCCUGCGGAAGAACAGGCAAAAGGUCCGCGCGCUGGACAGGGAGAUUUCGGAUCUGCAGAGCGAGUUCGAGAACGAGAGGACGGACUACUUGGAGACGAUCAGGAGGCAGCAGCGACAGCUCCAGCUCGUGAACCAGAUUCUUGAGAAGAUUGUCCCGACCCUUCGAAAGGAGUGCAAUUACAGUAACGUGGAGCGCAUCAAGCAGGAGGCCGCGUGGAGCGAGGACCUAGAGCGCUGGCGCAUCCCCGAGCUGUGCGUCUCCAGGACGAAACUCCCUCCUGCAAUCCCUUUCGACAACGCGUUCGUGCGGCACGCCCUGGACGGCCUGACCAACGGGGUGGCGGCCACCAACGGCUCCGGCAGCAAGGGCUCGAGCAGCAAGAGCAGCGCCAACGGCUCGGCCAGCCUGGAGGCCAGCCCGGAGAACUCGGACCGGGCCUCGUCGCCGGGCUCGGACGACGGCAGCGCCAUCAUCCUCCAGAAGCUGGCGCGCAGCGAGGCGGAGGACAUCGCGGGCAACUACUUUAAGCCGCGGCGCGCCAAUGAGCUGCUGACGCGCGCGCGCGCGCAGCGGGACGCCGCCCGAGUGAUCAGUAGGUGGAGGGGGGCCGUGCGCGAGAGUCGCCUCAACGGCCUGGACCUGCACAGCUCCAUGGGCGCCCUCAACACGGUCGGCGGCGCGGGCCUGGCGCCCUCCGGUGGCAGCGGCGGCGCCGGCGGCGGCCCGGCCACCGCGCUGCAACUCAACUCCAGCUGGGGCUCCGGGCAGACCGCCAGCGGCUGGGUCGGCUCGCCGGACCUGGCGAUGCGGAAGCCGGCGCGCCUCGAGGCGCUGCCCGUGCUGGACCGCAAGCGCAAGACGGCGGCCGGCGACCUGCACACGUUCGAGCUCAUCUGACCCCGGGCGGCCGGGGGUGGCCCCGCGCUCCCCGCCCCCCGACUGGCUGGGCCUGGGCCCCCGAUGCUCUUGCUGACGGCGCCCGGCCGCGCCGCCCCCGUGCGGAUCACCCAGCCGAGCUGAGCCGCAGAUGAUCUUCCGGAGGAUUGUCGCUAUCGCCGUCCUGGCGCGUCUGGCGCCACCCCGAAUACGCGGGUGCUAAAGCCCCGCUGUCAGGCGAGCGGGAGGAUUAGCCCGGCGACUGCUCGAGUCGCGCGCUCCUGAAGGACGGACGGGAUUGGACCUCGGAGCAGGGGAGGAUGUCUGGGACAGUUAAGUCCACGUCAGCUGAUGACCCAACCCAGACUCCUCCUGGUGAAGGAAAACUCGACCCCCCGCGAGUACCCAGCAAGCGCAGUGCCGCGGAUGCUUCGGGCUGCUCGAGUUCGGGUUGGUGUGCGAGCGAACACGCCACGACGUGCGUUGUGGCCCAGCACGCGCCGAACACGCUUACGGAGGCGGCACCUUGUCCCGCCGAUCUAAACAGAAUGAUUAUACGGGUUCGGCGAGGUGGGCUCGUGGGCUCGGGACCGGCAGGCGCCGCCUGCGCCGCCUCGUCCUCGCGACGGACGCCCUGUACCCCCUCUCCCUCUAUUGCAUCUGAACGUGGACAUGAACAUUGCACUGGUGAAAAUGUUAUACGUAGUUUCCAUUUAUUUAAUCUUGUGUGAGUCAGUGAGCUCAAAGUUUAUCCACCAACGUGUUUCUUUAUCAGACUCUGAUAAGGAAUUGUCUAAAAGAUUGAUCCCUUAUUUGCCUCUGAAUGUAAACACAAAUUAUUUACUUAAAUAUAGAGUGGGACCAUUAAACUAUUAACAAUUUACAAUUUUGAAUUAAAACCUCUUAUGAAGAGAACAUCUUAAAACUAGUAACGGAAUUGGAAAAUUUCCACCCUUCAAACCUUGAACUUUAUGACUAUCGCUAUCAAUAAGAGAUAAAACAUACAGUAUGAAAAGAUGUCCGUGAGUUUCAAAUGCUAGCAUUCAUCUCCUAUCGCCUUCAGUUAGAUCCCUAGAUUUGAUGUGAUGGACCUUGCAAGUGAAAUUGUUUACUUUCUCAGUCCGUCAUGCUCUUUAGGGGAAACUAAAGUGUGCUCUUCCAAUCUGUUAAUUUACUAUCCAUUUAUGCUCCUCUCAAAAAGGUUUAUGUGAUAUACAUUUUAAGUCAGAUUUAUAUGAAUAUUUUGUCUGUAACUCCCUGUCAAAUUGAAAGAUCCAACCACUGAAACGCUUUUCUGCGUCUCAAAACGAUGGGGUGUAAGCUUGAUGUGGAAAUAAUUACUUUCUCAAGUGUGAACCGUGUAAACCGGCCUGUAAAUAAAACGACAAUUAUUUUA